Eremomyces bilateralis CBS 781.70 is the source of this 815-nucleotide messenger RNA. RefSeq names its product DUF1761-domain-containing protein. The transcript is spliced from 3 exons. The record is from RefSeq and is a predicted model, not a curated record. Bases 360 to 815 code for a protein of 151 amino acids. NCBI's taxonomy places the organism in Eukaryota, Fungi, Ascomycota, Dothideomycetes, Eremomycetales, Eremomycetaceae.
CCAUGUAAUCCACCACACAAACCACCGAAACCAAGUCACCAGUUGAUUUUCGCUACGUACGAUCCUAGCCGUAAUGUAAUUGCCGAUCUCGUCUCGUCCGGCCCAAUGAAGUCCGGGAUUUUCUGGUGGAGCGGUGGAGGAAGGUGUCAAACGGAAAGAUCACUAGAAUUCUUAGCAUCUAAUACGUCACUGGCGAGCUUGGCCGGUUUCGUGUGACCGAAAUCAUUCAUAACCGCGACAUUCCUCGUCUGCUCCUUCUAAUUCUUCACCGCACAUCCAAAGGAAUUCCAUCCAUCUACUACCGUUUCCAUCUCAAUCGACCUCUUUACCACAUCCCAAACACCAUCCAAGCAACCACAAUGGCCACUCUUCACUACCUCCCCCCCGUCAAGCCCUCCGCCAUCGCCAUUGGCACCCUCUUCAACCACGCCACCUCCCUCGCCGUUCUCACCCCCCUCUUCGGCGACACCUACCGCCGCGCCGAGGCCGCCAACUCCAAGGAAGACUUCUUCAAAUCAAAGGAGGCCGCGUCCGCCGCCUCCGCCUGGGGCACCUCGCUUGCCGGCUCCGCCCUCCAGUCGUAUGGCGUGGGCGCGCUCAUCAACGCGACCGGCACGCUGACGUAUAAGGGCGCGGCGUAUCUUGGGGGGUUGAUUUUCUGCGCGAGCACGGCGCCGGGACUCAUCUCGCAAUUCUUCCUGGAGAAGCGCCCCGUCGACACGCUUGCUGUCGGUGCGCUGGCUCGCGUGUUCGAGACCGUCGGACUCAGCUUGGUUAUGACCUACUGGGGCACCCGGACCAACCCUUUUGACUAA